AUGAUUCCGUCCCGGCGGCAAGCUCAGCGGGGUCACUCCUCACCAAUUUUGAGAUCACUGGUGGGUGGAUUCCUCGUGUACUUUGCUGGGCCUGCCGCAUUCUCGGCCCUCACCUCUCGUCGUCCCUCUACGUUACACGGUGGGCACAGGCAAUUCAGCUUGGCGCGACGGGCUGAAAGUGCUGAAACUGCCACUGCCACAGAGGUGGCCGACGGUGAGGAAUUUGAGUUCCAGGCUGAGGUGGGCCGGGUCAUGGACAUCAUUAUCAACUCUUUGUACUCCAACAAGGACGUUUUUCUCCGAGAACUGGUGUCCAACGCCGCAGAUGCUUGCGACAAGAAGCGCUUCCUGGCACUCACCGAGAGCGAUGCGCCGCCAGAGCCCAUGAAGUUGCGCAUCAACACGAACAAGGAUGACAGGCUCCUCAUUAUUGAGGACAACGGAGUCGGCAUGUUGAAGGAUGAGCUGAAGGAGAACUUGGGCCGCAUUGCGCGGUCUGGCACCGCCAACUUCGUAAAGGAGCUGGGCAGCGGGGAGGCGGAUGUCAGCCUCAUCGGGCAGUUCGGUGUUGGCUUCUACUCAGCCUUCCUUGUGGCCAACCAGGUAGAUGUCUACUCCAAGAGCUUCAAGAAGGAAUCCGAAGGCAAGAUCUGGAAGUGGUCUUCCUCCGGCCACUCUUACAGCAUCAAGGAAGCUGAGGAAACUGACCUCUUUGGUGAGCAGAGUGGGACCAAGAUCGUUUUACAUUUGCGUGAGGAGGCGCAGGAGUACCUGGACACAGGCAAGCUUUCCGACCUGCUCAAGAAGUACAGUGAGUUCAUCACCUUCCCCAUUGAGCUGUACAACGAGAAAGUGCAGUAUGACCAGGUCCCGGAUGAGUCCGCCCCGCCGCCCAAGGAAGGCGAGAAGCAGAAGAUGAAGAGCGUGCCACGCUCAGUCUACGAGUGGGACAUCAUGAACAAGAUGAAGCCGAUCUGGCUGCGCAAUCCAGAUGUUGUCAACCAGUCUGAGUAUACCGAGUUCUACAAGACUACGUUCAAGGCCUUUGACGAGCCCAUGACGGUGACCCACUUCAAAGUCGAGGGCCAGAUCGAGUUCCGGGCGCUUGUGUUCAUUCCGUCCACGAUGCCUUUCGAGCUGACCCGUGACAUGUUCUCACCGGAGGGCCGGGCCAUGCGCUUGUAUGUGAAGCGAGUCUUCAUCAACGACAAGUUUGAGGAUCUGGUACCUCGCUGGCUCACGUUCGCACGGGGCGUGGUGGACUCCGAGGACCUCCCUUUGAACGUUGGCCGUGAGAUCUUGCAGAAGAGCCGAACGCUCAAGAUCAUCCGCAAGCGUGUGGUGCGAAAGGUCCUGGACACCAUCGACGAUCUGCGUGAGAAUGACCCCAACAAGUUCGAGUCGUUCUGGACCAGCUACGGCAAGUACUUCAAGGUGGGUCUCGUGGAAGACUUGGAUUACAAGGAUGAGCUGAAGCGCUUCGUUCGAUUCUGGUCCUCCAAGAGCGGAGACAAUCAGACAUCGCUGGAUGAGUACAUCUCCCGCAUGAAGGAGGGCCAGGACAAGAUCUACUUCGUGACAGGCGAGGGCCGCCGUGCUGCAGAGAUUGCUCCUGCCAUGGAGAAGAUGCGCCUGAAGGACUACGAGGUCCUCUACAUGGUUGACCCCCUGGAUGAGAUCUGCAGUCAGAGUAUCGUGGACUACGAGGGCAAGAAGUUGGUGGACAUCAACAAAGCCGGCCUCGAUCUUGACAAGAGCGAAGACGAGAAGAAGGAGAUGGAGGAGACGACCAAGGAGUUCGAGGCACUUGCAACCUGGUUGAAGAAGCAGCUGGGUGAGCGAGUGCAGAAGGUGCAGAUCUCUGACCGCCUGGUGGAGUCGCCAGCCACCCUUGUGCAGGGCGAAUGGGGUAUGUCCCCCAUGAUGCAGCGCUACAUGAAGUCGCAGACCACGUCCAGCGCUUCGGACAGUGCUUUCGCAAUUGGCUCCAGGAAUCAGGCUAUCUUGGAGAUCAACCCUUCGCACAAUGUGGUGAAGGCCCUGAAGAACAACAUGGAGACCAAGCCAGAUGCUGUGGAAACCGAGGACAUGGUGAUGAUGCUCUACGAGACGGCAGCUUUGAUUGGUGGCUACACCAUCGAAGACCCAGGUGACUUCGCCAAGCGAGUCACGAAGCUCAUGGAGAUGCAGGCGGAGGGAGCAGGUGCGGGCACCCAGGAUGCAGAGGUCGUGGCUUAG
This is a messenger RNA of Symbiodinium pilosum, 2238 nucleotides long. NCBI's taxonomy places the organism in Eukaryota, Dinophyceae, Suessiales, Symbiodiniaceae. The record is from the annotation of a GenBank genome assembly.